GGAACUCACUCCUCUGUCGUAGAUUCCUAAUAACACUUGUAUAAAUAAGUCUCUCGAUUCACGCUUUCUCACACACAUAACUUUCAUCGAAUCAACCAUUACAAACAAAACAAAAAACUCUCUAAUUUUAUCUCUUCACUCUAAACUCAAUCAAAUUUGAAAACCUCUGUUAUGGCGACAAAAGAAGGCAAAGCAAUUGGUAUAGACCUCGGCACAACCUACAGUUGCGUCGGCGUAUGGCAAAACGACCGCGUCGAAAUAAUCCCAAACGACCAAGGUAACCGAACCACACCAUCCUACGUGGCAUUCACCGACACCGAAAGACUAAUCGGCGACGCAGCCAAAAAUCAAGUAGCAAUGAAUCCACAAAACACCGUUUUUGACGCCAAGCGUUUAAUCGGCCGUAGAUUCUCCGACGAAUCAGUUCAAAAUGACAUGAAACUAUGGCCGUUUAAAGUAAUUCCAGGUCCCGCCGAUAAACCAAUGAUCGUCGUUAAUUACAAAGGCGAAGAGAAAAAAUUCUCAGCAGAGGAAAUUUCUUCAAUGGUUUUAAUUAAAAUGAGGGAAGUAGCAGAAGCGUUUUUAGGUCAUUCUGUGAAAAACGCUGUUGUUACUGUUCCUGCUUAUUUCAACGAUUCUCAAAGACAAGCUACGAAAGAUGCAGGUGCUAUUUCUGGUUUAAACGUGCUGAGAAUAAUUAAUGAACCUACUGCUGCUGCUAUAGCUUAUGGUUUAGAUAAAAAAGCUUCUAGAAAAGGUGAACAAAACGUGCUUAUUUUUGACUUAGGAGGUGGAACUUUUGAUGUUUCUUUACUUACUAUUGAAGAAGGGAUUUUUGAAGUGAAAGCUACUGCUGGUGAUACUCAUCUUGGUGGUGAAGAUUUUGAUAACAGGAUGGUGAAUCAUUUUGUUUCUGAAUUUAGGAGGAAAAAUAAGAAGGAUAUUAGUGGAAAUGCUAGAGCUUUGAGGAGAUUAAGAACUGCUUGUGAAAGAGCUAAGAGAACACUUUCUUCAACUGCACAAACAACUAUUGAAAUUGAUUCUUUAUAUGAAGGAAUUGAUUUCUAUGCUACUAUUACAAGGGCUAGGUUUGAAGAAUUGAAUAUGGAUUUAUUUAGGAAAUGUAUGGAACCUGUUGAGAAGUGUUUGAGGGAUGCUAAGAUUGAUAAGAGUAAUGUUCAUGAAGUUGUUCUUGUUGGUGGUUCAACUAGGAUUCCAAAAGUUCAACAACUUUUGCAGGAUUUCUUCAAUGGUAAAGAGCUUUGUAAAAGUAUUAAUCCUGAUGAAGCUGUUGCUUAUGGUGCUGCUGUUCAAGCUGCGAUUUUGAGCGGUGAAGGCGAUGAAAAAGUUCAAGAUCUUUUGUUGCUUGAUGUUACUCCUCUUAGUCUUGGAUUGGAAACUGCUGGUGGUGUUAUGACAGUUUUGAUUCCGAGGAACACGACCAUUCCUACAAAGAAAGAACAGAUUUUCUCGACUUAUUCGGAUAAUCAACCCGGUGUUUUGAUUCAAGUUUUCGAAGGAGAACGCGCCAGGACGAAGGAUAACAAUCUUCUUGGCAAAUUUGAACUCACUGGUAUACCUCCAGCUCCAAGAGGUGUACCACAGGUCAAUGUUUGUUUCGAUAUUGAUGCGAACGGAAUUUUGAAUGUUUCUGCUGAAGAUAAAACAGCUGGAGUGAAGAACAAGAUAACUAUUACUAAUGAUAAAGGAAGGUUGAGUAAGGAGGAGAUAGAGAAGAUGGUGAAAGAUGCAGAGAGGUAUAAGGCAGAGGAUGAAGAAGUGAAGAAGAAAGUGGAGGCGAAGAAUUCGCUUGAGAAUUAUGCUUAUAAUAUGAGGAACACGAUUAAGGAUGAGAAGAUUAGUGGGAAGUUGAGUGUGGAGGAUAAAGAGAAGAUUGAGAAGGCUGUGGAAGAUGCUAUAGUGUGGUUGGAAGGGAAUCAAUUGGGUGAAGUUGAAGAGUUUGAGGAUAAGCAGAAGGAAUUGGAAGGGAUUUGUAAUCCUAUUAUUGCUAAGAUGUAUCAAGGUGGUGCUGGAGAUGUGCCUAUGGGGGGUGAUAUGCCUGGUGCUGGUUCUGCUGGGUCGGGUUCUGGAGCUGGGCCUAAAAUUGAAGAAGUUGACUAAUGUUCUUUAAAACCUUUGUUGGUUAUGUUGAGUGUAUCAUGGUACUAUAAAAGUUGUUUUGUUCAUUAGGAUAAUGUUAGUGUAACAGAAUGUAUGUAAGCAUGUAUUAAAGAAUAAGGUGUUUUAUGUUUGUUUUUUUUUUCCUUUCUUUUUCCCGCUUUGUGUGAUAAGUGUAAUUGAAAGAGAUGAAUGUAAUUUUAAUUUCUAGUUAAAUGGAUUUUAUUUAA
Cicer arietinum (chickpea) is the source of this 2348-nucleotide messenger RNA. Its product is annotated as heat shock 70 kDa protein. The record is from RefSeq and is a predicted model, not a curated record. NCBI's taxonomy places the organism in Eukaryota, Viridiplantae, Streptophyta, Magnoliopsida, Fabales, Fabaceae. Gene Ontology annotation, molecular function: ATP binding; ATP-dependent protein folding chaperone.